GACGAUGACAGUGUUGCCAAGAAGUUGUAUGAAAAUGUCCGAGUGGUCUGUUGAAUACUGACGUCACCGAUGAACUUGGACACGUUGGUCAUAUUAAAUAAAUCAAUUUUUUGUUCAGUUCAAAUCUUUAUUGAAAGUGUGGGUGUGGGGGGAGGGGGUGCCUCUUAGCAUAUUUAAUAUCGUUUUCAGAAUUAAUUUUCAACAAGUGUCUCAAAUGAAUAGGCUGUAGCCUUAUGUAACAAAGAUAAAAAAAGACAUGGCACCUACUUAGGUUAUAAAAACAUUUCUAUCACAUUUAUAUUCGAUCCACAGAAACGAUGGAGAUGAACUAAAAAGAAUGAAACCAGCUCUGAGAACCUUAAACAAUUUUAAUAAUAGAACCUGUUUUUUAAAGAUAGAUAACAAAUGUUAAAAAAAAAAUUACCUCGCUUUAUUGCUUUUCCUUUUUAGAGUGGCAUGGUACGCUCUCCCAUUCAUAAAUAACAUUUUAGUCCGAUAUUUAUGACUCUUUAGGGGAAACAUUAAUUUACCAUUANAAAAAAAAAAAAAAAAAGAACCCCCCACCCUCCCCUCGGGGGAUUUUUAUAAACAAAUGUUUAUUUUGGUUUUUCAUGACUUCCUUUGAAAAUGAAAAAUAUGUUGUAGUUUUUUUGAAUGAACAAAUUAUAAUUACAAAUAAAGUGUGCUCAUAUCUCCCGUUUAGGAAAGCAAUUCACGUGAAGAACACAUGGGCAAAGAGAUGCAAUGUCGUCUUGUUUAUGAGCUCAGUCCAUAACGAAAGUUUCCCCACCAUCGGUCUAAAUGUAACUGAAGGUAGAUUCCAUCUUGCAGAAAAAUCAAUGCAGGUACUAGUCAAUAAAUAAACUACCCUAAAAAACUAACUUGUUUGAUCAAUCUUUUAUGAAAUGCAAUUUCGAGCUCACAUAGAUUCAUCUCUUGUGCAUACUGUAUUUUAUAAGCUCUCAUAGAUUCAUCUCUUGUGCAUACUGUAUUUUAUAAGCUCUCAUAGAUUUAUCUCUUGUGCAUACUGGUUUUUUUUAUAAGCUCUCAUAGAUUUAUCUCUUGUGCAUACUGUAUUUUAUACGCUGUCAUAGAUUUUUCUCUUGUGCAUACUGUGUUUGUUUUAUAAAUUCUCAUAGAUUUAUCUCUUGUGCAUACUGUGCUUGUUUUAUAAAUUCUCAUAGAUUUAUCUCUUGUGCAUACUGUGCUUGUUUUGCUGGUAUCGAUUAAGUUUUCAUGACUCUGCACUCAGCUGUUGUGAUGUCCUUAUUAUUGUAUUGUUACAGUUGCAUCCCUUUGAUGUCAAUAACGCGAGGUCAGUGAUUCUUAAGCUGGGGUGUGAGAAAGCUGACGACGACACGUACGUCAUCAUGGAAAACCUGAGAUAUUUCCUUUCUGCAGAAGACUCCGGGCAACCAGUUUACUUCGGGCAGCGGUUUAUGCCUCACGUCACUCAGGGCUACGCUAGCGGAGGAGGCGGCUACGUCCUCAGCAAAGAGGCUUUGAGGCGGUUUGGACAACUAGGUGUAAAAAACACAUCUCUGUGCAGCAAGUACGGAAUUGACGAAGACGUUAACAUGGGCCAAUGUAUGGCAAACUUAAGGGUUUCUUUAAAGUCAAGUUUGGACUUUUUAAACAGAACGCGUUUCCACUGCUUCAAACCAGAG
This is a messenger RNA of Lymnaea stagnalis (great pond snail), 1667 nucleotides long. The record is from the annotation of a GenBank genome assembly. NCBI's taxonomy places the organism in Eukaryota, Metazoa, Mollusca, Gastropoda, Lymnaeidae.